AUGGAUCAUUUUCUUGACUACAUUAAUGGAAGCUUUCCAUCACCAACAGCUCUCAUAACUGGUAAAAAUCCAUUUGGUCUGGCUGUCAGCGAUUUCAAUGGAGACAACUAUGCAGAUAUUGCUGUCGGUCAGAUUGGCAAUGGCAAUGUAGGUAUUUCACUUGGCCUUGAUGAUGGUACUUUUCGUUCACAAAAUUCUAUUGCAAUUGACUUCGGUCUAUCUUCGGUUUCUGUCGAAGAUUUAAACGGUGUUCAAUUUCUUGACUUUUUGGUGCCCAACAAUGUUGCUAAUGCUGUCAGUGUUCUUCUUGAUUAUGACAAUGGUACUUUUGCGUCCCCAAAAUCGUUUUCUACAGUCGCAAGUCCAUUCACAACCGUUGUAGCUGAUUUUAAUCACGAUAAUCACUUUAGACUUCGCUGUCACCAACUAUCGCAGUGA
Messenger RNA from Rotaria sp. Silwood2, 438 nucleotides. The record is from the annotation of a GenBank genome assembly. NCBI's taxonomy places the organism in Eukaryota, Metazoa, Rotifera, Eurotatoria, Philodinida, Philodinidae.